GAACACUAGCUGUAUCAUUUAUGGAAAUAUCACUAUAGUGAUUAUCCACUUCGGUUUACCCAAACCGGAUCUAACCAAACAGCUCAAGAUAUAAAAAUUUGCCGCAGGUGAUCCGGUUAAAUCGUAAUUGUAACUGAACCGAGAUCGGAUUAAAACAUAAGCUUCGUUGAGAAUCGUUUAUUUUAGGUUUUGGGGAGAUUCGUUCUCGUACUGUGGAUUGUUGUUGUUGUUGGGAUUAUCUGAGAAGAGAAGAAGAAAUGGGGAAGCAGCCGGUGAAAUUGAAGGCGGUGGUUUACGCACUUUCUCCGUUCCAGCAGAAGAUCAUGACCGGUCUCUGGAAGGAUCUGCCGGAGAAGAUCCAUCACAAGGUCUCUGAGAAUUGGAUCAGUGCCACUCUUCUCGUUACCCCUGUCGUUGCAACCUACUGGUAUGCUCAAUACUUCAAGGAACAGGAGAAGCUUGAGCACCGAUUCUGAAGCAUGAACUCACUCCUUUUCUACAAGAACCUUAUAGUUUGAAGUCACUUCUUUUGUUUGAAGUCAUAAUUUUCAUCAAAACUCAUGUGGGAAUCUUCUGAGUCAGUUUUUCUGAAACUCUAUUGCUAAAUAAAUGUUUUGGUUUCUUGACAAUGACUGUUGAUGUUCAUCUUUCUUGUUAUGGUAUGAAAAUUGGAUUGAAUCGAAUAA
Molecule: messenger RNA, 686 nt
Organism: Arabidopsis lyrata subsp. lyrata
Lineage: Eukaryota; Viridiplantae; Streptophyta; Magnoliopsida; Brassicales; Brassicaceae
Product: cytochrome b-c1 complex subunit 8
Exons: 2
Coding region: 258-476 (72 amino acids)
Biological process (GO): mitochondrial electron transport, ubiquinol to cytochrome c
Source: RefSeq, a predicted model, not a curated record